Molecule: messenger RNA, 560 nt
Organism: Varanus komodoensis (Komodo dragon)
Lineage: Eukaryota; Metazoa; Chordata; Lepidosauria; Squamata; Varanidae
Gene: MRPL49
Product: mitochondrial ribosomal protein L49
Exons: 4
Coding region: 1-540 (179 amino acids)
Biological process (GO): translation
Cellular component (GO): mitochondrial large ribosomal subunit; ribosome
Molecular function (GO): structural constituent of ribosome
Source: RefSeq, a predicted model, not a curated record
AUGGCGGCGCUCGCCUUGUGCAGAGCGGGGCUGCGGGAGGAGCUGCGGGUUCUGCUGCGAGGAGGGCAAAGGCGACUGCCGCUGCUGGGGGCGGCCCAGAUGAGCGAGGUCUCGGGAGAAUCUAGCUCUGCAGACCAGAACUAUCCCGGGAUUAUUGAGUCUACCGAGGAGUAUGUGUUUGUGGAGAGACUAAUACCUGCUACUCAAGUACCAGUACCUCCAAAGCAUGACCAAUAUCCCACCCCUUCUGGAUGGAGGCCACCACGAGAUCCACCUCCUGACCUUCCUUACUUCGUACGGCGCUCACGCAUGUACAACCUCCCCAUCUACACAGACAUCACCCAUGGGAAUAGGAAGAUGACUGUUAUCAGGAAGAUUGAAGGAGAUAUCUGGGCACUGGAGAAUGAAGUGAAGGAAUUCCUCACAGAGCUGUCUGGAAAGACACCACUCACUCAAGUGAAUGAAAUUUCCUGCAGCAUCCGUAUCAAGGGCUAUUUUGACCAGGAACUAAAGACAUGGCUGAUGGACAAGGGCUUUUAAAUAAAAGAUUUGUGAGAGAA